Messenger RNA from Camponotus floridanus (Florida carpenter ant), 2724 nucleotides. RefSeq lists its product as uncharacterized. Bases 197 to 1222 code for a protein of 341 amino acids. NCBI's taxonomy places the organism in Eukaryota, Metazoa, Arthropoda, Insecta, Hymenoptera, Formicidae. The record is from RefSeq and is a predicted model, not a curated record. The transcript is spliced from 4 exons.
CGUGUCCAGAUUUAAGCUUCUUCUUUGCCGGACAGGAUCUCCGAAGAUCCUUCUCAUCCGUUGCGCGCGUCAGUGAAUCCGUCCGGCCGCGCGAAAGUAUCCGUCGCGAUCUUGAUCAUCCGAGAUCUUGCUGCUCGAGGGACUGCCGAUCUCUCGGCCUGUUUUGAUUUGAACAAACGUCAUUUUGAAGAACAUCAUGGCUACGAGAGCUACGAUCUUGGUGCUGAUGAUCACGCUGGUGGUCGUCGCGUCCGCUGGAUUGCUCGAGACCCUGCUCUCGUGGGACCUGCCGGAGAUCGAAGCGAGAUCGACUACGUCGCAGCCCAAGUGCCUGUGCCAGACUUCCGGUUGUCUCUGCUGCGUCGACCUGAAUCUGACAGCCGCGAUCGAUAUAGGUGGCCCGGUUUGCAUCAAUCUCAGACAGAAGGAGCAGAAUGUGACUCUAAACUUGACCUAUCGCGAUAAUCCCGUUCACAAUGCGACGAUAAAAAUCGCGAACGCAGCCAAUAAACCGACAUGCAUGAACCUCUUGUUAGACGUGGCGCAAAUCUGCGCGAGAUUUACGUCGAUGAAGCAAGCUGAAAUCGGUGGCUACGACGGUUGCAUAGCGAUCGAGCCGGUUCUAUUGGACAGGGAGCUAGCCACAUAUCAUAUGGGAUGCUUCAAUUUUUAUCACGGUGUUCGGCAGAUAGAAAUGCCCGCCAUCACGGAGACGACGGAAUCCGUACCCGACACUACAGACGAUGAGGACGACGGCUUGAAUACCGAUGAGCUAAUCGCCGCAGUGUCGGCCAGCGCCGAGCAUGGUAUCGCGCUGUUUACUCAAUGGCUGGGUCUCAAUCUCAAUCCGAAACUGAAUCUGACGAACAAGGAGAAUGGACUCUCGCAACAAGGUCAUCAACAACGAGCCGAUUCUUCGAGAUCGGCCCGUAAUAUGGUGGACAUUCAGAACGAGAAGAGCGACGAACGGUUCAAACAGCUGUUGAGUGCCCAGGAUAACAUUCUGAAGGGCUCGGCUACCAUCGGACAGUCCAACGGUAUGGAGACCACCUUCGUCUAUUCCAAACCGACCGACUUGUUGACCGAAAGAAACGCGACCGAGGAGGCCAAGAGGAAACUCGAAGCGGAGGUUGUUGCACCGCAGCAUCGGGUCGUGGUACCGAAGGAGUCGAGGAGAGGAGGAAGGGCGUACAAUAUUCAUCAGCACGUCAAUGAAAUCUGACGUGUUGAACUCGGUCGUCGCGGGAAACUAAUCGCCCAUGACGCCUUCUUUAGAGCUUUAGGAUGCCGCACAUAGAUUAUACUUGUACGUACUUGCACGCGGAGCUGGGCUGACGAGGAGAAGAUCAUCGCUGUUGCUCGUCAAAGGCUACAGGUAGCCACCGAUAAUUCAAUCUUCAGGAUUAUGAUCGUGAUAAUAUUUUGUAACUCUAAUAUAAUAGCGGUAGAAUGUUAAUCUGCGGAAAUAUAGAAAGGAUUGUAAUCAGAAACAAUUAAACUGAUAAAAGCAUCUAUAGACCUCUUGAAAGAAUAAUAUCGUUAUUUGAUUGAUAUUUAUAAUUGAUAUUUAUGAUUGAUAAAAGUAAAGAAAUAAAAUUCCGUUCUUUUUAUCAUCAGACUACACGUAAGAUUAUUAUUAUUGAUGGGAAAAUAAUUCACCAACUUUAAGUUAUGCAAUUGUUUUGCGAUUCUUUUUCACUUUGAUGCGUAGUUUGUUUUUGCAAUAUUAUUUUAUCCCAUAUGUACUAAUCUUUUUCUUCAACUAUGAACUAAUACAUUGAUGAGCGUUACUCCGAUAUAUCGCACAUGCGUUUUGAUUUCACAAAAACUACUUUUAUUUAUAUUUGCCCAGCUUCGUCAGUAUGAUCUCCCGUGUUUGUGAUCACGUUUGUUCCCGAUUUCACUUGAAAAUCGUCCUUGCUCUCGGGACGAUAUCAACCUUCGAUAAUUAUACACAAAUUCUCGAUUAAACAUAUGUUCAAUCCGGUUUUAGUAAAAAAUAGCUGACCAGAAUUGCGUUAACUUGCGAUUUAUUUAUCUUAAAACUAGAGAGGAAUAAUAAAAAUCACACGACGACAUUUAGAAUUUCAAUAAAAGUGUCGUUCAAUAAAUAUAAGCAACACAAGUGUUUGUAUGCAUUAUAUUAUUUAUUUCUUCGUUUUUUUUCGCGCAUACCAAGAGUAUGGAAAUUUUUGUGCCGCCAGUGUACAUACAUGCAAAAAUUAUAAUUGCACUUGUACUCAUUUGCUGCAGACCGUACAAGUCGUUUAUAUUCAAAAACGAUAUAUACAGAGACUUCAGAGAAAAAAGAAUAAUUACAUGUGCGUGUGCCAACGCAAUCGAUUGCAUCACGAUAUAAUCUCACUCUCCCGUUAUUUCGCAUGUAGCGUUUUCUAAUUAAUACUAUAAAAUAUACAGAACGUGAGAUAAGAAGCUAAUGUGGUUCCUUCAUUAUAUUUCGAAAGCGUACGUAAUUUUUAUGUCCGAAUUCUCUUUCAAUUCGAUACUAGAGUAAAUUAUAUAUUUUCGCACACUAUUUAUGUAGUUUAAGUGUUGAAUAAAAUUGAUUGACGAGGAAUUUCCUUGUUUAUUUAAUCCUUUUUCGCAAAAUUAUUUUUAACACCAUAAAUAAACAAUAAUGUGUAUAUCUUUAUUUUUAAAAUAAACAUAGGAAUAAAAGACGCUUGAGAACUUGUUUCUUCGAAAAGUAUUUUUCAUAAUAAA